This is a messenger RNA of Symbiodinium sp. CCMP2456, 2520 nucleotides long. The record is from the annotation of a GenBank genome assembly. NCBI's taxonomy places the organism in Eukaryota, Dinophyceae, Suessiales, Symbiodiniaceae.
AUGCAGAAGGCUUGCAGCGUCCCGGUGACGAGGCUGCAAAAGAGGAUGGUGCACAUUUUGGCCCAGGCUUGGGAGCUGGGCAUGUCACAGGGCUGCAUACACCUUCGAGACACGCCGCCGCGACAACAGGAGGAAGCAGGGCAGACACCGUGGUCCUCGGGGUCACGAUCACGGAAUGCCAACUUAGCAAGGCAAGAGCUGUUAAAGCGAUUUUUAGCCCGGGGCGGAGGCUUUGUGACUGGCUUGAGGAAUCGGUCCAACACGGAGAUUUGCCCUGCCGAUCUUGAGCUGCCUGGAACGCUGGCAAACAGCCUUGGUGCUUCCGCAGCACACCAAUACCUCACUGGUUAUUUCAUAGACUCCCGGAGUGCUUUGCUCCAGAAACUUGGCCAGCAGAGAUAUCGUCACUUGAGUUUUCAAGAAGAUGCGGCCAAAGUGGGAACACAUGAGGUGCUUGAGGUGCUUGUGUCUGCAGAUGGCCUGGUGAUUUCUUCGCCCAUAAGUUUGUUGCCCCAACUGAAAGAAACUACCGAGAGCACGGCUGCAGACAACUUGGCGAAGGCGGCUGAUUUCGUGCCAAAGACGGCAUUGCAAGAUCUGAAAGGUGCCCAGGGCUCCUGUGGACCUGCGAACUUGUCGCCCACGGAGAAAAUUGCCACUCGUUCCAAGCUACUUGCCAUCAAUCAUUCACUCAAUGCUCUGAUUGACUAUCGCUUCGCUGACAGCCUACCGCCACACGCUUUUCGACCUUGUCGGCAAGGUGAACGAAGGAAUGUCGUUCACUGGAAAAGACUGGAUCUGUCCUACUUGUGGCGACCGGAUUCUAAAGAGGUGGUCUGGCAGACAACCCAGUAUCCAGGCUGGGAGUCCAUCGUGAGAUUGAAUGCCCUCCAGGACGAAGGCGACGCUGGAGGAGCAUAUCAGCUUGCUCAAAAUGGGCUCGCGAUUUGUGUGCAUCGGGAUACGAUGCAUAAAUUACACAGAGAGGAACUUCUUGCUGCCCAGGAGGUGCCAGAAAUCGUGUUGGCACGAAAACAGAUCAUGCUGGUGCUCAAAUAUGAGCGAGCACCAUGGAAAACAUCUUCGUUCGGACGGAGAUUGGCAGAGGCAAGAGACCGGGUCGAUGAAAUUCCUGCUGAUCAUCCAUUGGUGCAGCUCGUCUCUGGGGGGGUGAUCUCCGACUUGAACCUCUCGCCCGAUGCCUCUCCGAGUCAGGUCAAACAGGCGAUCGUGGCCUAUGCCCGCUCCAGGCAAGGAAGCAUUGGUGAAGAACACAAGUCUGGUCGCUGGGCCGACCUGCUUGAUUCUUUUCGCAAAUUGAGACCGGCAUGGCACAUCCGUUUAUUUCUGCAUUUGUAUGCCAUGAUCUUAGAGGGUCGCAGCCCUUGGCAUGCUCUUUCGCAGAGCUUGGACAAGGCAGGCUCCGACGACGACCUUGCUUUGGCUCCCAAAGUGCUGCGGGUUUUGGUGCAGCCUCUCAUCCUGGCAUAUGGAAAGAGCAUUUACUAUUGCCUGCAACCUUUCCGAAGCUUCCAAGCAGCGGAGGUGCGAGAAGAUCAAUCCGUGGCGGGAAGCCUCCGGAUUCGUUCUUACGUGGUUAAGCAUUGGUCGGGUUUGAUCCGGGACACCUUCAAGUCUGCCUUGUGCAAAGAGACUAUCCAGGACUUGAUUUGCAACAUCGACGACCCCGAGCACCUAUUGGCAGUGCAUUGGAAGCACGUGGUGGCAACCGUGCGACGUUUCCACGAUUUUUCUACUUUGUAUGAUCACUUUCCACAUCGCUUCUUCAUGCUUCUCGACCCCUCGCCCGAUGUUGCCCAGCAGUGUCUCAAACGAAUGGAAUCAGAAUGGCGCUUUUUGCUGAAGCAGGAAGAGGCGGCUCACAAUGCCAGCGAGCUGUAUCCUCUCAAUGCGGUGCCACACGUGCGGUGGCACUGCUACCGCGAAGUCAUGACAUUUUGCCAAGAACGGCAAUGGAAACUGACGGACGAGGUGAAGGAGCUGGUCCGAAGUUGGCUCGCUGACCCUUCGAGCACGCUCGGAUGUGAGAACUGCUUUCGCAGCCUACGCCUGGGAGAGAAAGGCCAGGCUGGUCGGGAAGUGGCGCCAGUGCAGCUGCAAACUGCUUCGAUAAAAGCCGUGGCCGAGCGAUACGACAGUUUCCAGACCAUCUCUCCAUCGCCAUCCGUGGUGCAUUCUGUGCCGGUCAAGCAGGUCAUCAAGAAUUCAAUUUUCAGUGCAAAACGUGACACUGCAGCGAACACAGGCCUGCAGGUUUCUUCAAUCGCAAGGCUCUCAACUUGUGGGCGACGUGCAAAAGGCUGGACGGUAACCUGUCCACCGUCUGGACCGCAGAACUCGCCCGCAGUGGCCAGGAGACUCUUCCAAUUUAGCAUUGUCGUUGUUAUCACAUGUAGGUCCUUCUUUACAAACGCAUUCGUUGCUCGGGCUGCCGACUUAGUUCAAGCCCUUGUUUGUUACAUGCUGCUUUGUGUAGGUGUGGCAGCAUCAAGAGGAUAG